This is a messenger RNA of Galendromus occidentalis (western predatory mite), 1299 nucleotides long. RefSeq names its product glycine receptor subunit alpha-2-like. Gene Ontology annotation, molecular function: extracellular ligand-gated monoatomic ion channel activity; transmembrane signaling receptor activity. Gene Ontology annotation, biological process: monoatomic ion transmembrane transport. The transcript is spliced from 11 exons. Gene Ontology annotation, cellular component: membrane. NCBI's taxonomy places the organism in Eukaryota, Metazoa, Arthropoda, Arachnida, Mesostigmata, Phytoseiidae. The record is from RefSeq and is a predicted model, not a curated record. Bases 1 to 1299 code for a protein of 432 amino acids.
AUGCCAUCCACUCAUUUAGCAGUUCUGUUCGUUGUGUGGUUCACAGACCCGAGCAUGCAGGAACAAAUUCUCAUCAAGGAACCGGUAAACUACGCGAAAACCCAUAGCAGUUAUGAUUCGUCUCAGAACAAACUCAACUCGACCAUCAAGGACCUCGACGCCCUUGAUGAACUCCUAAAGAACUACGACAGGCGAGCCUUACCCACCAGUCAUCUUGGGGAGCCGACCAUCGUGACGAGUGAGAUCUUCAUCCGCAGCUUCGGUUCCAUUGAUCCUUCGAACAUGGACUACGAGGUUGACUUGUAUUUGCGUCAGGGAUGGCAGGACGACCGCUUCAAGAAGAAUACUUUCUCCCGAGCCCUCGAUCUCAAUGAUCCGAAGCUCGUGCAGCGCAUCUGGAAACCGGAGGUGUUCUUCGCGAACGCAAAGCAUGCCGAAUUCCAGUUCGUUACUGUCCCAAAUGUUCUGGUUCGGAUAAAGCCCUCUGGAGAGAUUCUCUACAUGUUGAGGUUGAAGCUCCGCUUCUCGUGUAUGAUGGAUCUUUAUCGUUACCCGAUGGACUCUCAAGUGUGCAGCAUUGAACUGGCAUCAUUCUCCAAAACAACGGACGAGCUCCAACUCCGAUGGGCUCCUGAGAACCCGGUCAAACUGUUCGAGAACAUGAAGCUACCGCAGUUCGAGAUCGAAAACGUGACCGUAUCCCUCUGCAAAGAAAAGUUCCACAUCGGCGAGUACAGCUGUCUCAAAGCCGAGUUCUACUUGCAACGUUCGCUGGGUUACCACAUGGUACAGUCCUAUCUCCCCACUAUACUCAUCGUGGUCAUUUCGUGGGUGUCAUUCUGGCUGGACGUGGAUGCCAUUCCUGCUCGAGUAACUCUUGGGGUCACGACACUGCUAACAAUUUCAUCAAAGGCAAGCUCCGACAAAUUCCCGUUUUUGGCAGGCGCAGGCAUUCAGUCAAACCUCCCUCCCGUGUCUUAUGUGAAGGCGAUGGACGUUUGGAUGGGUACCUGCACUUCAUUUGUGUUUUCGGCUCUUCUCGAAUUCACCGUUGUCAAUUAUUUGUGGCGACACAACUCAGGCCAUCAUUGCAUUGUAUUACAUCACAACGACAGCAAUGGUGGAGCGAUGCUGGUACAGGCGACAAAAACCGGCGGAGCUGAAUCUGUCACGACGAGAUCUCGAGAUUGGGAUACGAAACUCCGCGCGAAGAGAAUCGACCGAAUGAGUCGCAUUGGAUUUCCGGCGCUGUUCAUCGUUUUCAACAUUCUGUAUUGGCCGUAUUACAUGCGGCAGUAG